ACCAUGUUUAUUGAAUGAACACUAAACCUAUUUAUUUAUUCGUUAUUUCAAUCUGUUUAAAGGACGCGUAUUGUUGACAACGAGACAGCAUACGUAUUGUUACCUGUUGAUUGCAUGGCAUUGUUUAAAAUCCGUUAGAUUUCACACCUGAAUUCAGUGGCAUUUAAAUAUAGAAUUUUAUCUGGUGUGUGGAUUUAUGAAUAUUUUUGUAUGAUUGAUAUUCAAUGAAAUGUACCUUAAAAAUGGUACGCAAAUAUAAUUUGAAUUGAAUUUAGAACAGUGAUAUAUUUGGAUAUUUUAUAAACGGAUGCACGAUGACGGAUACAGUACCAGAUCAAUCGUUUAUCAUUGUUAAAUACGGCGAUGGUGAGGAAGCUUUAUUUAACCCUUGGUGUACCAGUCAUACGUUGAUGGAAUGGAUCAGACGAAAGUGUAGAUGUGACGACGAUAUUAUUAUAGACCUAGUUGACUUGGAAGGUCAAGUAAAGAAUUUGUCUGGACGCAGCAAAGAAUACGCAAAUGAAGUUGUGAAUGGACGGGAAACAUAUAUACUUAUUCGGGUGGAAAGAUGUCAUGAUGGCAAGUUUUUGUAUACCUCACUACUCAAUAACCUAGAGGAGUAUAAUUCUGAUUUGAUGGUAAAACUGAACAGUAUGUCUCGACCACAGACAAGAACAAAGAAGAAUGCCAAGAAAACUCCAAGCAAAUCAAGUAAAAGUAGGAACGAAUCACCAAUGAAAAGACCUGGCAGUGGAGAAAAAAAGAAAAGAUAAAAAAACAUUAUUCUAUAUAUAAAAAUUAUGUAAAUUUAAAUGUGAAAAACUUUGAAGUUUAAUAUAAAUGUGAAAACUUUUAAGUUUAAUUUAUAUGUUAUAUUUUUGAUUUUUUUUUCAGGAUUGUUAUCCCCAGCUGUGGAACUGUAGCUCUUUAAAUAAAGGUCCUUUUUUACAAUUUUUGGUCAAAAAAAUCCAAUAUUAUAAUAAGGACCAUUAGAGUUACAGUUCCUCAUCUACUUUAUACCCAACUUUAACUUUGUACUAAAUUUAAUUAUAGGGAGAGUAUUGUAUAUUUGCAGUAUAUUGUUUUUGUAAAAAGGUUAGAUUCAGUGGCAGAUCCAGAAAUUUUCCAACUGACUGCCCACAAAUUUCCCACUGGAUCCGCCUAUGAGUUUCUGUUUCUAUACUUCCUUUCCAUGUCCAGUUAUUUAAGAGAAGACGUACAUUGUUGUAGACAUAUCUAUUGAACAAAAUCAAAAUUCAGGGACUCAUAUUUGCAGCUACAUAAACACACACUUUU
Messenger RNA from Mytilus trossulus (common blue mussel), 1296 nucleotides. RefSeq lists its product as uncharacterized. The transcript is spliced from 5 exons. The coding region runs from base 315 to 773 and encodes 152 amino acids. NCBI's taxonomy places the organism in Eukaryota, Metazoa, Mollusca, Bivalvia, Mytilida, Mytilidae. The record is from RefSeq and is a predicted model, not a curated record.